Molecule: messenger RNA, 1699 nt
Organism: Anolis sagrei ordinatus
Lineage: Eukaryota; Metazoa; Chordata; Lepidosauria; Squamata; Anolidae
Product: perilipin-3-like
Biological process (GO): lipid storage; positive regulation of triglyceride storage
Cellular component (GO): lipid droplet; cytosol
Source: RefSeq, a predicted model, not a curated record
CCCGUUCACUCUCAUCAUGUCUUCCACUGAAGAAACGGCACAGACAGCAAGCCUGGAAAGCACUGGAGAUGAUCGUCUGUGUGUAAUUAAAAAAGUAGCCGAACUUCCCUUGGUCAGCUCUACCUAUGACAUGGUGUCCGCUACCUAUACUUCUGCCAAGAAGUCACAUCCAGCUAUCCAGGCAGUCUGUGAUAUGGCUGAGGUGGGAGUGAAAGCUAUUGCGACUACAGCAGCAAGUGGGGCACAGCCUCUUCUGGAUAAACUUGAACCUCAAAUUACUGCGGUGGACACCCUUGCCUGCAAGUCUCUUGAUGUGCUACAAGAAAGAUUCCCAGUUGUGCAGCAGACAGUGGAAAAGGUUGUAUCCAAUGCCAAAGGCCUCCUCACCGAGUCCUUGGCACCAGUUUAUACAAAAGUCACAGAAGCUGCCCAGGAGAGCAUAGAGAUGGCCAGUUCUACUGUGCGGAAUGGUGUGCAUACUGUGAUGGAGACCAGCAUGGGGCAGAUGGUGUCUAAUGGUGUUAGCGAAAUGAUCAGCAAAUCAGAUUUUUGGAUAGACAAAUAUCUCCCAAUAACAGAUUCAGAGCUAGCCGCCCUUGCAGCCUCUGCAGCACUGGAAGUGUCUGAUACGCCUCCUCUGAUAAUACAAACGGCAGACCAGAAGUACUAUGUGCGCCUGGGCUCGCUCUCAGCCAAGCUUCGCAGCAGAGCCUACCAUCACUCUCUAGAAAAAGUCCAACGAGUCAAGCAAACAUUUGACAUGGCCCUGUUCCACCUUGAGCAAUUCAUGUACUUGCUGAAGUUUACGAAGCAGAAUUGGGAAUAUAAAAUUCAACGAGGCCAAGAGAAGCUGCGAGAGAUGUGGCUGGAGUGGAUCAGAGGACAGCCAGGGCAGAGCGGGAUCAGUGAGCCCAGUCAGGCAGAGAUGGAAUCCCAGGCGCUGCAAGUAUCCCAAACCAUCACCCGGCAGAUGCAGGCUAACUGCUUGAAGCUCCUGACUGACAUGGAGGGCCUCCCUGAUGCUCUCAAAGAAAAGGUCCACGAGGCUUACAGCAGCCUGGAAGAAGUUCAGGCUGCCCUCUCAAAUGCCCAAACCUUCCAGGAUAUCCCCAGUGGUGUCCUGAAUCAGAGCCCAGAGAAGAUUGGAAAGGCCCAGGAUGCUGUGCAUGAAGUUGUGGAGUACGUGACGAGGAAGCCUCCCCUCACAUGGGUGGCUGGACCCUUCUCCCCUGCUGGAGUGUCUUCAGGGGAGGCAACCGAACAAGAGAAGAAGGCAAAGGUGGCUAACUGAAGGAGUCUUGUCUUGAAACCUUGGGUUUGUUCAGGAGGCCCUAGGUAAUCCUUGUCUACCUCUCAUGGAUCGUAUCUGUACCUUUUGUAUUUUUCUAUAAGGCCAAAGAUCUCAUGGUAAUAAUGGUGGAAGAGACCCAAUGACUUUAUUUGAGGGUAGCUCUGGUGUUCUUAUAGAAUAGGAGAAGACUCUAAAUGAGUUAUUUUUUAUAAAGCCAAAACUGGAUUAGCUGAUGAAAGAACAUGCAGAAAGUGUUUGUUCCUCUGAUCAUUACACCAGGCAAAAGCUAGCAAAGGUCUUACUAUGCCGGAGUCCCUUUCAAAAUCUAGGCCUUUUUGUACUGGGUGGUGAUGGAAUGUUUGAUGCACCAGAAAUUUUUAUAUACUGUAUUUAUGCAAAUAAAAAUCU